Molecule: messenger RNA, 1039 nt
Organism: Gigantopelta aegis
Lineage: Eukaryota; Metazoa; Mollusca; Gastropoda; Neomphalida; Peltospiridae
Product: neuroglobin-like
Exons: 4
Coding region: 208-693 (161 amino acids)
Molecular function (GO): heme binding; oxygen binding
Source: RefSeq, a predicted model, not a curated record
AACACAAGUCACGGCUGUCUUCAACUGCUUUAUGUAUCUCCACACGUGUGGAUAUUGUUAAUGCAUGUAUAUGAAACAUUUUAAAUUAAUAGAACUUUGCUGUUGAACUGUUUCAAAAGUAAUUCGUUUUGGAUUUGAGUUUGUUACAUUUACGAUAUGUGAAGUACCGUAUCAAAUUCAAUAUAUCAAAAGAUCUAAAUUGUACAAAUGGAGGAUAAACAUAUCGAACUCCUUCAUUCUUCGUGGGACCAGUUUAAAGAAGGCGAUCUCCUAGAAAAUGGCGCCCAUACGUACUUCAGACUGUUUUCAAAGUAUCCAACAGCAAAAGAUUUGUUUAACUUCCACGACAAUGAUGAAAUUACACUAGAAAAUUUCAGGCAAAACGAGAAAUUCUGCUUUCAUUUGAAGAUGGUCUUCAAAGAAACCAUAGCGAAUGUGAUUAAAAGUCUGAAUGACCUCAUGGACCUGGCAGCAUUGGUACCGUUUCUUCAAGAACUAGGAGGGAGGCAUCACACACGUGGCAUCACAAAAUACUUUGAUGCUUUUGGUGAAUGUCUGUAUUACGCAUUGGAGCGUAAACUGGGAUCAGAUUUCACUCCAGAAGUAAAGGAAGCAUGGGUUGUCUUGUUCGGUAUCAUAGAGACCAAUAUGAAGAUUGGGAUGUCCCAACAAGCGAAAAAGGAGGACGCAUAAUCAGAACUGUUGGAGUUUAUAGUAUGCUGCAUUUUGAACACAGCAAUAUAUUGUGCAUACAGCAGUAGGUGAUGCAGAUCCAUAGAGGAAAAAUGGUUUUGGGCAAAUGCACGCAGCAUUUAGACGUUAAUGAAAUAUAAGAGCUUGUGUUUUGGUUAUACAAGACAUUAGAUAGCAGAUCAGCACGGUAAUCCGUUUUUAUGGAUACGAGAGAAAAAAGUGAAUUAAAAUACUUUUUGAACAUUUAAAAAAAAGUGUGUAAAUGUGCUUUACACACUCAUGAGAAUGUUAAAUUUUAAAUUAUUGCCACAUGUUAUCCAUUUAAUGUCAUAAAAAUUGCAAGCCA